Molecule: messenger RNA, 1597 nt
Organism: Chaetomium strumarium
Lineage: Eukaryota; Fungi; Ascomycota; Sordariomycetes; Sordariales; Chaetomiaceae
Product: queuine tRNA-ribosyltransferase
Exons: 3
Coding region: 76-1449 (457 amino acids)
Cellular component (GO): cytosol
Molecular function (GO): tRNA-guanosine(34) queuine transglycosylase activity
Source: RefSeq, a predicted model, not a curated record
GUCACGGUUCGGCACCGUUCUUGGCAGGUGGGGCACGAUCGGAGGACCCUGCGGGGCCGGGCCCGCCGGGCCGCCAUGUGUUUCGGGCAAUUAUUACCAGGUAGCGCAGCAGUUUUGCGAACGGGUCGCGAGAUCAAACUGCUGGCCGUGACAGCGACAUACCUUCGCUACUCGAGUUGCGCGAGGCAGAGAAUGUGGGCGACGCGAAGGAUGGCUUCAGAUCUAAAUAGGACGUUCACUUCGCCUGCGCUCACUUUCGAGCUGGUAGCCCGAUGCUCGAAAACCCGGGCCCGCGCGUCGAUCCUCACCCUGCCGCACGGCACCGUCAACCUCCCAAUCUUCAUGCCUGUGGCCACUCAGGCAUCACUGAAAGGCCUCACCCCAGAACAGCUCGAGAGCACAGGAUGCCGACUCUGCCUCAAUAACACAUACCAUCUCGGCCUCAAGCCGGGCCAGGAAGUGCUGGACGCCGUCGGAGGUGCGCACAAACUGCAGGGAUGGAAUCACAACAUCCUCACAGAUAGUGGCGGGUUCCAGAUGGUCUCGCUGCUCGAACUCGCCAACAUCACCGAGGAGGGCGUGCGCUUCCUCUCCCCACAUGACGGGUCGCCCAUGUUACUCACCCCCGAGCACUCGAUGAGCCUGCAGAACUCGAUCGGCUCCGACAUCAUGAUGCAGCUCGACGACGUGCUGGUGACCACGUCGCCCGACAAGGCACGCAUGCGCGAGGCCAUGGAGCGCAGCGUGCGGUGGCUUGAUCGCUGCAUCGCGGCACACAAGCACCCGGACAGGCAGAACCUGUUCUGCAUCAUCCAGGGCGGGCUGGAUCUGGACAUGCGCCGUGAGUGCUGUCGCGAGAUGCUGGCGAGGGAUACGCCGGGCAUUGCGAUCGGCGGGCUGAGUGGCGGCGAGGCGAAGGACGACUUCUGCAGGGUUGUCGCCGCCUGCACCGAGCUCCUGCCCGACCUCAAGCCGCGCUAUGUCAUGGGGAUCGGGUAUCCGGAGGAUCUGGUGGUGAGCGUGGCGCUCGGGGCCGACAUGUUUGACUGCGUGUGGCCGACUCGCACGGCUCGGUUCGGCAACGCUAUUACGAAGCACGGUGUACUCAACAUGAAGAGGGAGAUGUACGCGACUGAUUUCGGGCCCAUCGAGGACGGCUGCGGCUGUCCGUGCUGUAGGCCAAUCGAGGAAGAGGGGGGCAUGGGCAUUACGAGAGCGUUUGUCCACCACAAUGCCGCAAAGGAGACGGUAGCGGCGCAUCUGUUGACGCUGCAUAAUGUGUGGUACCAACUGAAUCUGAUGAGACAGGCAAGGGAGGCUAUCAUAGAGGACAGAUUCCCGGCGUUUGUGCAAGAGUUCUUUAAGAACCUAUACCCAGAUAGAAACAGCUACCCAUCGUGGGCGGUGGCCGCGUUGAGGGGCGUGGGUAUAGAUUUGUUAGAAACAUAGAUGGCUCCUCAACACAUCAUCGCUCGGAAAGGCGUAGGUCUCCUAAAACCUCAUGCAUAGCGGAUAAGUCGGGCACAUAAGCGUUUAUGUACUUUCCGUCACGGGGGAAAAGCAGGUCUCUCCACAGCCACUCUUAUACAGCCUCGGA